GGUUAUACGUGCUUGAGUUCCCCGCCUUUUGAGUACUAACUGGAGCAGAGUAUUUUAAGGACGUCGUCUUCACAAUAAUACCUCUGUCGUUGUUGAAUUUGACGCCGUAUAACGCGUUUCAGAUACUUUUUCUGAACAUGUAGGCAAUUCUUCACUAUCAGGUCUCUUUUAUUAGCCACCAUGUUGCUACCAUCCGACGUCGCUCGGCUGGUUUUGGGGUACCUCCAAGAGGAGGGACUGACGGCUACAAGUCAAGCUUUCAUUCAUGAGAGUCCAAACCUAAAAGAGUAUGCAGAGCACACCACAGGAGACGGGACUAUCCCUGCUUGUGUAUUUUCUAUCUUUGGGAAAGGCCUAACGACCAUUUUAAAUGAAUAUGUGGCUGCCAAAACAAAAGAGACCUCUCAUGAGGUUCCUGUCGUGAUGACUUCGUUGUGGAAAAAGCUGGAUUUUACACUCAACCAAAUUAAGUCGCUGCAGAAUUCACCUGCUAUAGCAGCAUCUCAAAGAACACGUUCGCGUAUUGGAGUCGAGAACAUGGCGAGGCAGCGGGUCCUGGCCGUGGCUGCAGCUGGUGGUGUCCUCUGCUCCUCAGUUUCUGAAACAAGGUCCAUCCUCAGCCCUGCGCACACCUCCCACAGCAUGCUCGGCCACUCCACUCCCGUGUGCUACACCGGCACCAGACCAGCUCUCGGAAGUGGCGCGCAACAGCAAAUCGUUGAUGGCAGUCGACUGAUGAAUACACCGAGGGAGUCACCUGUCCAAAUCAUUGUCUCAGAGCAUCGACUAAAUCCAGGCCCAAUGUCUCCUGGUCGACGGAAAUGGGACACCCCCAGGAAGAGAGGAGGUGCUCUGAGUGGGUCCAGUGGUCCAGGCAGAUCUGCCAUGACUGUUAGCAGCGUCAGCGCAGAACCCCAACCUGAAGAGGUAGUCGAUGAAAAUUUUCCUCAACUUGUGAUACAAAGUGCACGUGAUAAGAUAUUGGGGGACAGAUCGUUACAAGAAAAGCUUGCUGAAAACAUCAACAAAAUCCUAGCCAAUGAGCCAGUUCCUCAAACACCAAAGGCCGCUACAGUGGAGGCUGACCAGUCUAUAGAUGAAAUCCUCGGAUUACAGGGUGAAAUACACAUGAGUGAUGACGCCAUCCAUGACAUUUUGGAGCAAACAGAGUCUGACCCAGCUUUUCAGGCUCUUUUUGACCUCUUCGAUUACAAUAAAACCAGACUCGCUGAUGGAGAACCGGAGGAUGGAGAUGCUAGCAGCAGUCCCGAAGAAAAUGACACAGCUGGACCUUCUUCUACAGUCAGACCCAUUGAGGGUGAUGAUCAAGUUGCUACACAGGCAGAUGAAAAUUCGUUGGAUACAACACCAAUAGCACUGAAGAUGAGAGCUGGUCAAGAGCGUAAGACCAGGAAAUCUACAGCUCCCACCGUGUUUAAGAAAACGGUUCUUGGCUCCAGUGGCAGGUCGUCCAGAAUUGAAAACAGUUCAGCCAGAUUGUUAGUGACUCACGGCAUGUCAUCUGCUGCUGUGGACUCGAGCAGAAAAGAAAAGGCGUCCUCCUUCAGUAACAGCUCUGUUGCAACACCAAUGGAUAUCGAUGAACCACUGAGUACACCUUCUCUUCUUUUAGAUAGUUUUCCCAAUGAGGAGUCCACCACAACAGACAGCCCCUCCACCACCACAGCCCCCCUCAGUGAAUCAGCUGCCGUCCCCUCCUCAAGAGACUCUGUUGCAUUUACACAACCCAAAAACGUCUCGUCCUCAAAUGUGGACGAAACACAAGAACAAAAGCAGCAAGCACAGGAUUCUGAAGAGCUGCCGGCUUCAGCUUCGAGUAAUCAGCCUGCCAAUUUGUCUUCUGUACAAGUUCAGUUGACCACCACCCCACUUUUGACUGCUAACGUACCUCAUACUUCACAUUCAAGCAGUGGAGGAGACAGUCUGCCAGCGUCUGCUGCCUCAGUUACAUCUGCAUCUGUCUCUACAACUGCUCCUUCUGCGUUUGCUACGGUUACAGCUGCGUUACCUUCAUCAGCUUCCACUGCUUCGCCAUUCACAGCAACACCUUGCUCCCCCACGUCCGCCUCUACCUCUGCAACUCUUACCGCUACGCCUGCCUCAUCCACACCUGCCUCACCCACAUCCUCCUCUGCCUGCAUCCCUGCACCCGACCCCUUGACAACCAACACAAGCACUCCGAGCAAGGUAGCAGCAGCAGCAGACUCCAGCAAUAUAGUAGCUUUGAAGAUCAUCAUAAGCGACAACCAGGAUGAGAAUUCUUCCAGUGACACUGUACUGAAUCAGGCAGUUUCCAGCAUUUCUGGAGACCACAUACCCACCAUCUACCUUUCCUCUCCAGCUAAGUCCCCGGGCCCUUCAAAGGCCCACUUUGACGAGGUAGCUCAGGCGGUUAGUGGCUUACAAAGGUCUGAGGCUCAUGCCAGUCCUUUCAGGAGUAAGGCUGGAGCAGUUAUUUCAUCUCCAUUAGCUGGGACGUCACAGGCCCAGCAAAGCUACAUAUUUCAGCUUCCCCUGGACGCCGCUAACCCUGCCCUUCCAGGAGCCACCACAAGCUAUUUUCUCGUAACCGACCCUUCAACUACAGAUGUUCAACCCAGACAGGUGCUGCUUCCUGCUACAAAUGGACAGCCUUUACCCACCAACCAAUAUGGAGUGACCACAGCAACUCACUCCCAAGGCUUCUCCACAGGACCAGCACUCAUCUUACCAUCACCUGUUAAGCCCAUGAUGCUUCCCCUUAAUGUUGUGCAAAAUCCUGUGGGGAAGGUCCAGGUGGUGUCCAAUCAGCUCGUUGCCAUACCAACGCCUCUACCAGUACAGCAGAAAGAAACUGUCAAGCCCAAACCUCCCUCUGUGGCAACGAAACAGUCCACAGCAGCGGGCACUGAGAAAAAUCUGGCGAUUCAUCCUGUGGCAUCUGAAAAGAAAAGCCAGCAGGAUGCAGCAAAGGGUCCCACUCAUAAGAGGAUUUUAAUGUUUGAUUCUUCAUCCCAAGUUCAACCACAAACCUCCAAAACGACUGCACCCACACCUCCAAAUACAUCUGCAUCACAAUCAGUCCAGCAGACGGAGAAAGAUGACAAACAGUCUGGCAGCCGAACAAGACCCACCAUCUUGGGGGGCAACAAACCCAAGAGGAGGAUAGAGACCGUCAGAUGCUCCGCAGAGACCUCGUCUGGAGUGGACUCCGUGAAGGACUUCACUUCCUUGCAACAGCAGCAACAAGAUCUUGUUAAAAAGAACUCUCGCAAACAGAAUCAUACCAUCCAUAACCAAGAGUCUCAAAGUGCAAGUACCAGCAGUGCUGAUGCUUCACAGACUGAAGUCGGAAAAAAUUCAGAAUCGGGCAGGGGCUCAAAAUCUACUGACAGGAAACAAAAUCUUGAUGUGUGUAAUGAUGAUGCAAAAUCAAAGGAUUCUCACAGCUCCAGGUCAUUGUCAUCUGGUUCUGUACUGAAAUCAGGAAGUAGAAAGGACAAAGAGGAGAGCAGCAGGAAAGAACCUGCAGAGAAGGCUCCUUUGAAAUCACGUGAGGGACGAACAGAGAAGAGGAUUUCCUCUCAGGAGAUGCCAAACGUCACAGCUAACAAGGAGAAUGAAAUGAAGGGUCACAUGCAAGAGCAGCAGUCAUCAUUGUCAUCCUCCGUAACAAAAGACUUCAGCCCUGCAGCUGUAACUCAGCAGACAUCUAAUACCCAGUCUAAGACUGCAAAGGCCCAAUCAAUGACCAGCUCCCUGGCCAAACAGGCAGCUGAGAUGCUGCAGGACAUUCAAGGGCUCAGCUCUCCUUGCACACGGCCUGGAGUUGGCAGUCCAGACCCCAUUCUGCCUGGGAGUUCCCAUAACCAGGAGGGGCCCGCUGAUUGUCCCAGGACUCCUUCCAGACAGAAGAAGGGUAAAGACGGAGAGGCGACUCCCAAGCGUUUAAUGCCUCCCAAUACUCCAGACGUACCCACCUGCAGCCCUGCUAGUGAGGCAGGCAGUGAAAACAGCAUCAACAUGGCCGCUCACACCCUCAUGAUCCUGUCGAGGGCUGCUAUCGCCAGGACGGGCAGUCCACUGAAGGACAGUUUGCGUCAGGAGGGAGUAGGAGAAAAGUCGCCCACAAGCUCAAAGAACUCUAAGAAACGUAAACAGUCUUCUCCCACAGCAAGCCCGCCGGCAAAGAAGGACACACAACAAUCUCCCAGUAAAAAGAAAGACCGGGAAAGGAAGAAACUCGUUGAUUGUUUUCCUCACGACUUGGAUGUAGAUAAGUUCCUGUCUUCACUUCACUAUGAUGAAUGAAACCGGACACGCCGGCAGGAAAGGACUACCAUACCACUACCUAUUUAAGUUACUGUCCAGGAAUAGAACAAGCCAUCUGCUGAACUAGUGCCUAUGGUUCCUAUUAGUAAACUCACCUCAGACCUUAGAAGCUGCAGCGUCUCCUCCUGCCAGCGUGGGAUUUGGAUUUAUCUGACUGUUCUCCAGCGUGUCUGGAUUAAAAUAAUUUCACAUGCAGCAAUUGUAUGGUAACCGUGGCACUUUGUAUUUUAUGAUCAAUUUUAUUUUCUGUUUUGUUUUAGUCAUCAUUUGUUUAUACUACAACAAAACAUUUUAUUUUGCAGCACUUUGUCAUAAUGGGUGCAUGUUAGUUGGUGAUUCAAAGCAUUUCCUUGGUCAAUAUUUGAUCCUCCUUUGAAAAAUGCAGCUAACACGGUUAUUGGUAUGUGGAAGUACGUUGUUUUUUUUUUGUUUGUUUUUUUUUUGAAUGUGUCUAUCAAUAACUUUAUAACACUGAAUGAAAAGAUAUCAAUGCUUUUAGUUCCCAUAUGUGUUCAAUAUUAUCAAGUUAUGUGAAAAAUAAAAAAAAAACUAAUGUGAAUCAUUUCUGUAGCAUAUAUGCAUAUUUCUUGUUGGCAGUCUGAUGCAUUGUUGCAGCUGUUUAGGUUUGCAUACUCGGGCUAUAUUUUGUGUUGUAAUAAACAACAAAACUGUCUUGUU
Molecule: messenger RNA, 5010 nt
Organism: Mugil cephalus (flathead mullet)
Lineage: Eukaryota; Metazoa; Chordata; Actinopteri; Mugiliformes; Mugilidae
Gene: npat
Product: nuclear protein, ataxia-telangiectasia locus
Exons: 17
Coding region: 181-4311 (1376 amino acids)
Cellular component (GO): nucleus
Molecular function (GO): protein binding; transcription coregulator activity
Source: RefSeq, a predicted model, not a curated record